Molecule: messenger RNA, 928 nt
Organism: Varanus komodoensis (Komodo dragon)
Lineage: Eukaryota; Metazoa; Chordata; Lepidosauria; Squamata; Varanidae
Gene: FABP6
Product: fatty acid binding protein 6
Exons: 5
Coding region: 460-843 (127 amino acids)
Biological process (GO): fatty acid transport
Cellular component (GO): nucleus; cytosol
Molecular function (GO): fatty acid binding
Source: RefSeq, a predicted model, not a curated record
AGCAGUACAACUUCAAAAUGUACAACUGCGCUACUGGUCUGCAUUUCAUAUUUCUGAUAAGGACCGACCUUGCACAUUCCUGUAAUUCUUCAUUUAGUCGCAUUGCUCAUGAAACAGUGCCGGCAGGCUACUGUUUCAUGUCCACUGAAACCAUGGGGUGAGGUCACGGAAGUGAGUUACUGUGUGGUCAGCAUAUCUCAGGCACACAACUGUUUCUCCCUUUCUUCUAAUCUAGGCGAGGAGCUGCUGCCGUGAAUGCUGCCUGUGUUCAGUCACACACAAACUGAAGUUUGAUGCACAUAAGAGGGGUAAAGUGGGCAACUUGCUGGAGAAAAGUGGAUGGGGCUGUGAUGAUCUGUGUCGCAGUUUUGGAGAUCCUCUGGGUGCAGCAUCGAGAUUUGAUUUUCAAACGGCCCUUGCGUCCUCAGGCAUCUUUUAUCAGCCUCACCUGAAGACAGCAUGAGCUUCUCUGGAAAAUAUGAAGUGGAAAGUGAUGAAAACUAUGAUAAUUUUGUGAAGCGCAUUGGUCUCUCUCCUGACUUGAUUGAAAAGGGAAAAAAUGCCAAGAUCAUUACUGAAGUAAUUCAUAAUGGAGAUGAAUUCACCUGGUCCCAGAUUUACCCAGGAGGGACGACUACUACUAAUAAAUUUGUUAUUGGCAAGGAAUCAGAAAUGGAGACAAUGGUCGGCAAAAAAUUUAAGGCAACAGUUAAAAUGGAAGGUGGAAAAGUGGUUGCUGACUUCCCUAAUUAUCAUCACACUGCAGAGAUUGCUGGGGGCAAACUAGUUGAGAUUUCUACAUGUGGUGAUGUAACUUACAAGAGAAUCAGCAAGAGGGUAUGAGAAGCAGCUCGAGAAACAGUAACUGAUCCCAGUCCUUUAGUCAUACUGGAAAAUGAGCAAUAAAAACAAAAUAUUAUGUAACAGA